Molecule: messenger RNA, 993 nt
Organism: Toxotes jaculatrix (banded archerfish)
Lineage: Eukaryota; Metazoa; Chordata; Actinopteri; Toxotidae
Exons: 1
Coding region: 1-978 (325 amino acids)
Biological process (GO): sensory perception of taste; G protein-coupled receptor signaling pathway
Cellular component (GO): membrane
Molecular function (GO): G protein-coupled receptor activity
Source: RefSeq, a predicted model, not a curated record
AUGAUCUGGGCGAAUAAAAUGACGCUCUGGGUAAUGACAGGUCUGUUGGCUGUCACAACUGUCUUCUUUAAUGUUUAUAUCUUCUUGACGAGUCUAUUCACCUAUAAGCAGACAAAAAAGUGGUGUCCCAGUGAAAUCAUCAUGGUGGCUCUGUCUGUAGCCAGCGUGGCUCACCAGCUGGUCACUUACUUAUGGAUGACCAUGGAUGAGGUGGACAGUAAGUGUCGCAUCGCUCAGACGUUGUACACGGUCAUGCUACUGAUUAUCUUCAGCCUCAAGUUCACCAUCACGUGGGACACCAGCUUUCUCACCUUCUACUACAGCACCAAACUGGUGAGCACACCCAAUCACUGCUACACACAGAUCCAGACCGCCAUCCUCAAGCAUGUGACGUUAGCAGUUUUUCUCAUCCCUCUGUGCGGCCUGGGCACCUGCAUGCCGAUGCUUGCGGUGUUUCGAGCUCAUAAUGACUCUGAAGUGUACAGAGACUGUGGCAUUCUGUUGCCCGACACCCACUCUGGCCAGAUUUAUGAAAUCAUUUAUCUUCUCCUCACUGAUGUACUGCCAGGGGUGAUCAUGGUGAAAUGCUGCAUCUCCAUUUCAGUCCACCUGGCCAUCCAUCUCCGCCACAUGAAAGCCAACACCAACGGAGCCCACCACCCAAAACUGGGCUCUCAGAUGAGGGUGAUCAAGAUGGCUUUAUCUCUAGUGGCCAUCUUCACUCUCUUCCUUGUGGUCGACCUGUACGUGAACUACGAAAUAGCUGUGAACCACCAGAACGUCAUUGUGCUCACAUUCUUCUUCACGUCCGUCUACACGACUGUCACCGCCAUGGUGCUGAUCUAUGGGAAAAAGACUCUCUGGAAAGCUCUGAUACAUGAUUUCAAUGUCGGCCUGGGUGAAUAUCCCUGUUUGUCUUGUCUGAAGGUUCCUGAACAAAAAGCUAAACCCAGCACUCCUGCAAAAGUAAAAAAGUGAAAAGCCAAUUUGCUU